This is a messenger RNA of Drosophila virilis, 1341 nucleotides long. Its product is annotated as IDLSRF-like peptide. Gene Ontology annotation, molecular function: single-strand break-containing DNA binding; double-stranded RNA binding; DNA 5'-adenosine monophosphate hydrolase activity. Gene Ontology annotation, biological process: single strand break repair. NCBI's taxonomy places the organism in Eukaryota, Metazoa, Arthropoda, Insecta, Diptera, Drosophilidae. Gene Ontology annotation, cellular component: nucleus. The record is from RefSeq and is a predicted model, not a curated record.
CACUGUUUAGUCGCAUUCACAAACAGUUGAGUGUGCCAAUUCUAAGUUUUCAGUUCCAUAGCUCGAUUUGUUGCUGUUUUUUUAUAAUACAUUUUGGUUGCGAUGCAGGAGGACGCGAAUUUAGUGGAAUUUCAACGUGGCGAACUCACCCGAAAAAUGGAAGCUGGGAAGGACGUUGUUAUUCAGACCGAUCGGGCCGCGGUGCUGCGUAAUGUGGAUUGCCCAAAAGCGGAAUAUCAUUUUGUUAUUUUUCCCAGAGAGGACAUUAAAAAUGUCACAGCGCUAAAACGGGAGCAUCUGCCCCUUCUGGACCACAUGAUGGAUCUAGCUAACGAAAUCAUUGAGCAGCAGCCUUUGCCCUCUAAUAAUUUUCGGGUUGGCUUCAAGAUUGACGCGUUCAUGAAUCGCUUAAAUAUGCACAUUAUUUCGGAUGACUUCUAUUCCAGCUUUAUGCGUCGCAUUCAGCACUGGAACACUUUUAACACAGACUUGUUUAUAACUUUUCAAGCUGUAUACGCACUUCUGCGCGUCAACGGAUCUGUUGAACCUAUGCCCGCCGAUAAGGCGGAAGAAUUGCGUAUGGCCACGCCCAUUCAUUGCAACCAGUGCAGUUUUAUUACAGAUAAUUUUAACAAAUUCAAGAUUCAUUUGUAUGACCAUUGGAGAAAACGACAAAGUGAGCAUCUAAACAAAAUGGGCGUGGCACAAUUGUCACAAUCAAUUGGACAAAUGCAUUUGAAUGCCAACAGCAACAUUUGUGGAUAUGCACCACCAUUUAAUGGAACAGCUUAUGCUAUGGGUGGAUGGACUGAUUUCUUGAUAAGAAACUUUCGAGGACCAGUUGGACCUCAACAGCGACUAAAUAUGAAUUUCCAAAGACCAUAUCAAAUGAAUAACAAUGCACCGUCAUCAUCUCAGGCAAACAGCAAAAACUUUGAUCAGAUGCAUUUCAAUGCCCCGAAUCCAGGAUUGCACAACAACCGACUUGACUGCUGGCAGCAAGUUAAAUCUAAACAAACUGCCAAUGAUGUGCAGCAGACGAAGGCGAAUCUGCCUGUCAACACAGCUAGUAAGUCGAAUGGUAAUGCUACCUCAAACAUAUGUCCCAACAAAAAUGCCGGAUAUAUUCAACAUCGUGUUCCGGAUCAUUCACAACGUAAUCCAAUCGAUGCUAAGCCGUUUAUCAAAAAGAAAUGGCAUAACAAGCCGAAGAAAAAUAACCAAUACCCGCCAGACUCCAAGACAAUCAAUGGUAAGGACAAUGCGCCUGACGAGGCCUAACUUGAUUUAAAUGAUUCUUUAAUAUAUAUUUGACUGCUGUUCAGAGCGUUCUUAAUCUUA